AUGGGCAGUUCCCUCAUCGAAAAGAACGAAACGAAGAAGCAACCACAAAGCGGUGAAAAGGUCAAAGAUCAUCAGGAGCUGAAAGAUGGUCAUCAUGAUCAUCAUCUGGAGAAAAAGAGAGCUGGAGAUGGUCAAUCAGCAGCAAAGGUUACUUGGAAAGUACCUCACCCGAAAUCGGGGGAACGACAACCAGGGUUUAAUCUAGAUUAUGAUCCUCCUCAAACUCACCCUCCAGUUCACAACUGA
Messenger RNA from Oldenlandia corymbosa var. corymbosa, 246 nucleotides. The record is from the annotation of a GenBank genome assembly. NCBI's taxonomy places the organism in Eukaryota, Viridiplantae, Streptophyta, Magnoliopsida, Gentianales, Rubiaceae.